AUGCUUUCUUUGCGCCAACUCUCUCGCCAGCUGCCUCGCGGUGUUGCUCGUUUGACUUCGACCGUCGUUCGUCAGCCCCUGCGCACUCCUGCCUUUGCCGCCGCCAGAACCGCCGCUCACUUUUCCACCUCUCUGCUCCGCCGCCAAGAUGCCACCACUCAGGAACUUGCCGCCAAGCUGAACUCGGAGAUCGCCCUCGAGAAGGAGCAGCAAGCAGAUGACAGCUACCGCUACAACUGCCAAGAGUACAUCGACAACAGCGAGUUCAAGAUUGAAGACAAGGCCGGCACAGAGGAGGUUCACCUCACUAGAUCAUACGGCGACGAGAACGUCAAGGUUACCUUCUCCAUUGCCGACUUCAACACUUACGACGAGGAGGCCGAUGCCGAGGACCCUGCUCUGUACGGCGAUGAGGACGGCGCCCUUGACAUGGAUGGCCAGUCUGGAGGUGCCAACACCAAGGGCGCUGUGAACCAGGGCCGCACCGCUGGUGGUAACAUCCGCAUUGCUCCCGAGGACGAGAUCGCCCCUGCCGAUAGACCUGAGCUGCAAGACGAGGAGGACAACUCGGCAAGCUUCCCCCUUGACGAGGACCUUCAGAUGCUCCUGGAACGAUUCCUCGAGGAGAGAGGCAUCAACACACAGAUGGCCCUCUUCAUCCCUGAGUACAUUGACUUGAAGGAGCAGAAGGAGUACAUUGGGUGGUUGAACAACAUGAAGAGCUUCGUCUCAUAG
Messenger RNA from Aureobasidium uvarum, 735 nucleotides. NCBI's taxonomy places the organism in Eukaryota, Fungi, Ascomycota, Dothideomycetes, Dothideales, Saccotheciaceae. The record is from the annotation of a GenBank genome assembly.